Molecule: messenger RNA, 1608 nt
Organism: Nematolebias whitei (Rio pearlfish)
Lineage: Eukaryota; Metazoa; Chordata; Actinopteri; Cyprinodontiformes; Rivulidae
Product: NADPH oxidase organizer 1
Exons: 8
Coding region: 1-1608 (535 amino acids)
Biological process (GO): superoxide anion generation
Molecular function (GO): superoxide-generating NADPH oxidase activator activity; phosphatidylinositol binding; protein binding
Source: RefSeq, a predicted model, not a curated record
AUGACUGCAGACCAGCGUUUUGUACUCAGCGCCCGCAUCAUUGGAGGAGUCCGCAGGGACAAGCCAAAACUCAAGGUGUUCAUGGUGUCUGUCCUGUGGUCUGAUGAAGCUGAGGUGAUCAUCUACCGAUCAUUCCUAGACUUCAGGAAGUUUCAUAGACAACUAAAAAAGAAGUUCCCUAAUUUCAAUCCGUUCCGUAAAAAUGACAGAAUGAUCCCAAAAUUCACUGGAAAAGCCAGAAGGAGCAGCAUCCAGCACAAAGGAUCCAAGAAGUCCGUCAGGCAGAUGACGUUCCUGGAAAAGUACUGCACCAAACUACUCAACUGUGAGCCCAACGUGACGCAGAGUUCAGAGGUCAUGCGCUUUUUCACAUCCAGAGACCAAGACCUGCAGCCGGACUUCACCAAGAACUCUGUCAUGAUCAUGAUGUCUGAUGAGCUGAGGAAUGAAGAAUAUGGGGACGGUGGUGCUCACCAUUCCAUGGGAAUCGUCACCCACCCAUUUGUCACCCAGACGUACCGCUGCGUUGCACCUUAUGAGACCAAGGACACCAAAAACAGGCCAUUUAAGGUCACUGCGGACGAGAAGCUGGACGUCCUGAUCAAAGAUCCUGCAGGUUGGUGGCUUGUAGAGAAUGAGAGCAAGAAGCUGGCUUGGUUUCCUGCUCCCUACCUGGAGGCUGUGGAUGGAGAGGAGGAGGAUGACGAUAACUACGUGGGAGGUUCUUUGUACUGCGCUGUGAAGAGUUUCUCUACCAAGAAGGUGGAUGAGGUGUCUGUAUCCAUUGGCUCAGUGGUGGAGGUGCUGAGGAAGUCUGAGGACGGCUGGUGGCUCGUCAGGUUCAAUGGCAAAGUUGGAUACAUCCCAUCUAUGAAUCUGCAGCCAUACAACAACCCCCGGGCGGGUCUUCAUGGCCUGCACAGGAAGAUUCACAGUUCCUCCCUGAGCCUGGCAUCCAUGAGAGAGCCUCAGGCUUCUUCUCCACCAAGAAUCAUUGAAGAAAACAGCUCCCAGCAGGACUCUGUGGCUCCACCCAGACAGAAGCCCACCGUCCCAGCUCGUUUCCAAAGAGCCCAGUCCCUGGAUGUUCUCUCUGACUCUUGGCUGGAGACAGCUACAAAGAGGGAUGCCUCCUCUUCAGGCAGAACCAACUGGAUUAGCUCCAGUCUUUCUUCCAGCAUUGACUCUGACUCGAGUUUUGAAGUGGAGCCACAGAGCCCCUCAGACCAUCUCGUCCCCCCUCAACGGUCCAACGUCAGUCCCAGUUCAGACAGCAGUCCCGACCUCAAUCUCUCUGAACGUCGCAGCUCCAACACCAGCACCGACUCCAGCAUCAGCACCGACUCCAGCUUCAGCUCCGACUCUAGCUUCAGUACCGACUCCAGCUUCAGCACAGGCUCCAGCAUCAGCACCGACUCCAACACCCGUUCUGAGAGCCCAGAAUCUGCCAGGUCCACCAAGGGUGAGACGGCCCCAGGCCCUCCAAGAGUUCCUCCCAGACCCAAGACCCAAGAGAUCCUGACUCGCUGCACCUCCAUGACACGCAAGGCCGCCAUGAUCAACAAGACCCUCCUUUCGAAUCGGCCCGAGCCCAUGCACAGCCGUUAG